UUUACCAAUUAAAUGGUCGCAAAUUGUUCGCCUUGUUGAAGAUGAUAUUCAUGGUAUGGGUUUGAGGCUUUUGCCAAAGCUGACAUAUGAACAUAUUCAUCUAACACCUACUCUUAGAAUGCGUGUGAAGCUUGCUGUUCAGGUAUUGAGUAGUAGUGUGGCGGCUGCUUUGCAACUACAUAAUCGUGCUGAAUCAAAGUCAACUGAAACUUUCAUCCGCAUGUUUGACCAAUUUUUUGACUGUUUGAAUGUCAACAACAUAACAAAUGGGACAUACCAUAGGAAACCAGUAUUAUGCACAUAUACAGAUGUCAAUGAUUGGAGAUUUAAGUGGCUCAUUGAUGAAUUUAUGGGGUUCCUGGACCGUUGGGAAAUGGAAGGGCAACUACACAACAAUCUGACAGCCAAAGAAAGAAAACAGCUCUGCCUUAGUCGAGAAACAUUGGAAGGACUGCGUAUUUCAGUGAAAUCCUUUGUAAUGCUUGGUAAAGAAAUGUUAUCACUACCUGGUGUGCAUUUUCUUUUGAGUGAAAAAAAUAAUCAAGAUCCCCUGGAGCAAUACUUCAGCAAACAACGAGGAAUGGGAGGAUUUUGUGACAACCCAACUGUACGCCAAUUUCAGCACAAUGCCCUUCGACUUCAGGUCUCUGGUGCUCCAAGCGUGCUUGCUGCUAGCUGGGGAAACUGCAAAGUUUUUCAUAAUGGACAAUAUAAUGCAUCAACAUUGCAAAGGAGGAAACUAUAAUAGUACAGUUUUAAAUUGAUUUCACUACAGCAAUACAUGUAAAUAUUUUUUAUGGCAUUCAGUUUUCCUUAUUGAGCUCUCGUCGCAUACUUUUCUCAGAUUUUUUGACAGUUUUGAGUCCUCUUGCUUCAGAACAAACAUGUAUAUAUUGGAGAAUGCUUUUAACCUCAGAUUAAUCCAACAUGUGAUAAAUUUUGUAAAUAAAUAAAACUUUAUCUUUUCAUCAAUAUCAAAGUCCUGUAUUAUUUCAUUAAAGGAAACAUUAACGUUGUCACUGUUUUCUAUUUUUGUCAUUAGUUGGGUCUUGGUCAUGCGUAGACUUUCAUCAGUGUUUGUCAAAUCUGAGUGGACAAUAAGUUCCAUAGAUCGAAAAAAAAAGAUACACAUUGUCAGGAACAAGGAAAAGCCCUCCACGGUUUACAAUUUCAAUUCAUUCUUUUGUGUAUGCAAACACAUUAGAAUUAUUGACACUUGACUUUUUAUUUUGAAGUGAGCAUAGAAUAGAAAAACAUGCCUUUGCUUUUUCAUUCUUCUGGAAAUUUUUAAAAUGUUUCAGGAGUUUUUUACAAAUGUAUCCAGAAGUGUAUCUCAGCACCUUUUCCUCUGUCCCUGAAAGUUUACAUUGAGCAUUUUGGCCUGGGUUUUCUGAUUCUGAAGUAAUGCAUCGUUUUCUUAAAAGUUCAGCAAAGAGUCUCUGAAUAAUAAACUGACCAAUUACCAUAAGCAUUGGUAUAUUUGCCUCCAUUUGUAGGUCCUCUGUUAUCUGUAUGAAAAUUGUACUGAUUGUAUCAGAAAUUCAUGUGUUGUGAAACAUUUGCAGUUUUCUUUCCAUUUUCACAGAUUUAAGUGAUUUAGUGUCAUCAGCAGCAGUAACAGAUGGCCACAAUUGUUCCAGCAACUCCUGACAUUUUGAAACAGUUUUUUCUGACGUGGAGUCAGAAAGAUAUGAUUUCAUAGUUGAUAAAUAUUCUUUACAAGUACUGUUUGAUCUGUUGAAAUAAUCUGUUUCUAGUUUGUUGAGUGUCGAAAGAACUAAUUCUUUUGCUUCUGAUUGAGCUUUUGUAAGUG
This is a messenger RNA of Mytilus californianus (California mussel), 1813 nucleotides long. RefSeq lists its product as uncharacterized. Bases 56 to 745 code for a protein of 229 amino acids. The transcript is spliced from 4 exons. Lineage: Eukaryota; Metazoa; Mollusca; Bivalvia; Mytilida; Mytilidae. The record is from RefSeq and is a predicted model, not a curated record.